Nematostella vectensis (starlet sea anemone) is the source of this 733-nucleotide messenger RNA. Its product is annotated as late histone H1. The coding region runs from base 59 to 610 and encodes 183 amino acids. The record is from RefSeq and is a predicted model, not a curated record. Lineage: Eukaryota; Metazoa; Cnidaria; Anthozoa; Actiniaria; Edwardsiidae. Gene Ontology annotation, molecular function: nucleosomal DNA binding; structural constituent of chromatin; double-stranded DNA binding. Gene Ontology annotation, biological process: negative regulation of DNA recombination; chromosome condensation; nucleosome assembly. The transcript has a single exon. Gene Ontology annotation, cellular component: nucleosome; nucleus.
CGCUCAAACACCAAUACUCGCUAACAUUCUCACCGAGAACAACACAACUCCAAUCAAUAUGUCCACCGAAGCAAAACCCGCCAAGAAGCCUGCCAAGCCAGCAGAGCACCCCAAGUACACCGAGAUGGUUGCAGCAGCUAUCGGUGCACUGAAGGAACGCGGCGGAUCUUCCCGCCAGGCCAUCGAGAAAUACAUCAAGGCCAAUUACAAGGUCGGAGACGUUGGCACCCAUCUGAAGCUGGCCCUCAAGCGCAUGAGCGCGAAAGGCGCUCUAGUCCACACCAAGGGUACUGGAGCUUCUGGCUCGUUCAAAUUGAACAAGGCCGUAAAGGCUGAGAAGCCAAAGAAAGCAAAGAAGCCAGCGGCUAAGAAACCCAAGGCUGCCAAGAAACCCGCCGCCAAAAAACCUGCCGCCAAGAAAGCGAAAUCCCCCAAGAAGCCAGCACCUAAGAAGGCAACAAAGUCGCCCAAGAAGGCAGCGAAAAAGCCUGCUGCUAAGAAACCAGCAGCCGCCAAGCCCAAGAAGGCCGCGGCAAAGAAGCCAGCCGCCAAGAAAGCAGCGAAGAAGCCCGCAGCAAAGAAGGCCGCCAAGAAGCCCGCCAAGCAGUAAAGAGACUAUACAGUCACUUUACAUCAAACAACGGCUCUUUUAGGAGCCACCCACUUAUUCAAAAGUCAUGCCUCAUCCAUCCAUGCCUACACAAUAUUAUCCAUAUAUCUGUGAUAAAAUUUA